AUGGAGUCGAGGAGUUCCCCGGUGGUCAUCUGCACAGGGGUAGAGGCGCAGGAGAAGAGGAGCAGCAAUAGCGGCGGCGGCGGCGGCAGCGGGGGCGUCGUCUUUGACUCUUUGCUCAUGCAGAAGAAGAACAAGAUCCCGCGGGAGUUCAUCUGGCCAUCGAGCGAGAGGCUGCAGACGCUGGACGAGCUGGCGGCGCCGGUCGUUGACCUGGGCGGCUUCCUGAGUGGGGACGAGGAGUCAACCCUUCGCGCCGCUGGGCUCAUCGCCGCCGCCUGUAAAGUCCACGGCUUCUUCCAAGUGACCAACCACGGCGUUGACCUCGCCCUCAUCGCCGCUGCCGUUGACUGCCUCGACGCCUUCUUCCGCCUUCCCCUCCGCCAUAAGCUCCGAGCCCGGCAGCUCCCCGGCAGCCUCUGUGGCUACGCCGGCGCCCAUGCGCACCGUUUCUCCUCCAACCUCCCCUGGAAGGAGACCCUCUCCUUCCCCCACAUCCACUCCGCCGCCGUCGCCGGCUCCCGCGACGGCGCCGUCGUCCGCUUCUUCACUUCCAUCCUCGGCAAGGAUUUCGAAGCCAUGGGGUAACCAUUUCUGAAUAUCCUCUCCUUACUUCUCCGGCGAGGGCUUACUGAUUCGAACGACUUCAUUGUUGCAGGUGGGUUUACCAGAGGUACUGUGAGGCGAUGGAGGAGCUCUCGCUGGCGAUAAUGGACCUGCUGGGGGUGAGCUUGGGGGUGGGGAGGGGACAUUACAGGAGCGUCUUCGAGCAGGGGAGCUCCAUAAUGAGGUGCAACUACUACCCGGCUUGCCCGGAGCCGGAGCUGGCGAUGGGGACAGGCCCACACUGCGACCCCACCGCCAUGACCGUGCUCCACCAGGACCUCGUCGGAGGCCUCGAGGUCUUCUCCGGUGGGCGGUGGCGCGCGGUCAACCCAGUGAGCGGGGCGCUCGUGGUCAACAUCGGCGACACUUUUAUGGUAUUCUUCUUGCGAUGGGGGUGGAGAAUUUGGGAAGAUGAGUGGGGAGGGGUUAGAGGGAGGAGAAGAGAGAUUCACAUGAUGGUUGUGGUAGGAGAGAGAGAAGAAGAAGAAGAAGAAGAAGAAGAAGAAGACGAUUGUCCGCGUAGGAAGACGACGAGGGGCCUUUUGUCGGAGGAGUCGUCCAGUGGUGAUGGGGGUUUGGGACCCUCGACAUAUCGGCCUUCUGUCGGUUUUCUAUGUUUUCCUACCCUCCCUCUCUCUCUCUCUCUCUCUCUCUCUCUCUCUCUCUCGCUAUCCCUCUCCCUCUCGUUCAUCUCACCUCUCUCUCUAUCGGCCUUCGGUCUCUCGCUAUCUCUAUCUCUGUCUCUCUGUAUUUAUCCAUCCAUCACAUUUCUCUCUCUCUCUCUCUCUCUCUCUCUCUCUCUCUAUUCUCUCUCACCUCAGAUCGCUAAACCUACUAUCGGAGGAGCAACGCCGGUGCAACUCCGGUGGUAGCCGUCCUUUAGGUCAUGCCACGGGAGCCUCCGGCGACCUUUCUCCGCCCUACUUUCCUCUCUCACUCUGGCAUUAUCUUCCUCCACAGGCGCUGUCGAACGGGAGGUACAAGAGCUGCCUCCACAGGGCGGUGGUGAACAGGAACCAGGAGAGGCGAUCCAUCGCCUUCUUCCUCUGCCCCAGAGACGACGAGCUUCUGCGGCCGCCGGAGGACCUCGUCGGCGACGGCACCGCCGCCGCCGGCGACAGAAGGAAGUACCCCGAUUUCACGUGGUCGGAGCUGAAGGAAUUCACCCAGAAGCACUACCGAGCCGACACGAAGACCCUGCAGAGCUUCUCCGAGUGGCUCCUCCGCCAUCCACGGCGAAGCUCCUGA
Messenger RNA from Spirodela intermedia, 1851 nucleotides. NCBI's taxonomy places the organism in Eukaryota, Viridiplantae, Streptophyta, Magnoliopsida, Alismatales, Araceae. The record is from the annotation of a GenBank genome assembly.